UUUCGCUUGUAAAUAUUUCCAUCCAGUGUUGGAGUUAGGUUUCGUUUUUGAUGUUUGCAAACAGAAACUGUCCGGCUGCUCAUCUGACUAACUCUCCCCAGCUAUUUAAGACGCGCCCUGCAGCCCUGUAAUGAAAUUGCGCCACUUGACACAGUGAAAACAUUGUAGGUGUGAUAGACUCAUCUGAAGAUGCAACUCUCUUCGGUAAUCGCGUCUCCGGCGCUGCUUUUGCAGUUCUUCGCCAGAACCAUCCAGUGCGUUUUUACGAGCGUUUUUUCAAAAGUUUGCUACUGGACGAAAGGAGCCUGCAAGGAGUCAAACCCAGUCGUCGACUCCGCAGCUGCUGAUGACAAACGGGAUCAGAGCAAAGAGCAACUUGCCACGACCCCGACGAGUGUCAACUACCACUUUACGCGCAAGUGCAAUUAUAAAUGUGGAUUCUGUUUCCACACAGCAAAGACAUCCUUCGUCCUGCCUCUGGAAGAAGCCAAGCGUGGUCUCAAACUUCUUCAGGAAUCAGGAAUGGAAAAGAUAAACUUCUCUGGAGGAGAGCCCUUCCUGCACGAGAAGGGAGACUUUUUGGGGAAGUUGGUUCAGUACUGUAAGCAAGACCUGCAGCUCCCCAGUGUCAGCAUCGUCAGCAAUGGAAGCAUGAUCAAAGAGAAAUGGUUCCAGAAAUAUGGUGACUAUCUGGACAUCCUUGCCAUCUCUUGUGACAGUUUUGAUGAAUCCACCAACCAGCUGAUUGGCAGAGCCCAAGGCAGGAAGAGCCACCUGGACAACCUGUUCAAGAUUCGCAACUGGUGCCAGCAGUACAAAGUUGCGUUCAAAAUCAACUCAGUCAUCAACACCUUCAACAUCGACGAAGACAUGACGGAGCGCAUCGUGGAGCUCAAUCCCGUCCGCUGGAAGGUAUUCCAGUGUCUGUUGAUUGAUGGAGAGAACGCCGGAGAGGCAGCCCUGAGAGAGGCAGAGAGGUUUGUCAUCAGCGACCAGCAGUUUCAGGAGUUCCUGGACAGACACAGCGACGUCUCCUGCCUCGUUCCCGAGUCCAAUGAGAAGAUGAGGAACUCCUACCUGAUCCUGGAUGAAUAUAUGCGUUUCCUGGACUGCCGAGAGGGAAGGAAAGACCCAUCCAAAUCCAUCCUCGAUGUCGGCGUGAAGGAGGCCAUUUGCUUCAGCGGCUUUGAUGAAAAAAUGUUUCUAAAGAGAGGAGGGAAAUACGUGUGGACCAAAGCCGACAUGAAGCUGGAGUGGUGAAUCUCGUUUUGAUUCACCUCCGUCAAGUAUUUUCACAGAGAGCAUUGAAGGAUUUUUUGUAUCUUUAUUUAUGCACUUUCAUAACUCACUUUAUUGCUUGUAAAUGUCAGAAAAACAAACAUAGCAGCAUGUUACAUACAUAUGUUAUAUGAAGUGUAAUUUAAUGUUUUUGAUUGUAGAAAAACUAAAAUGUUGUUCCGUUUUAUUGUGACUGGUAAAAUAAAAAAUAAAAUAAAACUGAAUUUUAUACCUGA
Molecule: messenger RNA, 1514 nt
Organism: Mugil cephalus (flathead mullet)
Lineage: Eukaryota; Metazoa; Chordata; Actinopteri; Mugiliformes; Mugilidae
Gene: rsad2
Product: radical S-adenosyl methionine domain containing 2
Exons: 6
Coding region: 190-1260 (356 amino acids)
Biological process (GO): positive regulation of immune response; defense response to virus
Cellular component (GO): endoplasmic reticulum membrane; lipid droplet; mitochondrion
Molecular function (GO): 4 iron, 4 sulfur cluster binding; catalytic activity
Source: RefSeq, a predicted model, not a curated record